ACGGGCUGGGCGGCACCGCGCCCGCGGCAGCCACGGCGCUUCCCUCCGGCAGCGGCGAGACGGAGCGCAGGUAGCACCCUGCGCCCCAGCGCUCCCCCGCCAAGGGCCGCUGCGGUGCCGGCAGCGGGAGGGAGCCUCGCCGCAGCCCGGAGCUCCGCAGCCUCCCGCGGGGGUCCGCAUCCCGGCCUCGCCGCUCCUUGUCCGUGCGGAGCCACCCGCGGUUGCGCGGGGCCGCGCCGGGCUGUCCCUGCCGCUUCGUGCCGCCCGCUCCGUGCUACAUGUGCCCUUCGGCUCGGCAGCGCCAGCGGCCAGCAGCCCAGGGGCAGGAGGCUGCGCCGGGAGGACGGCCAGAAACACCCCCCCACAUCUGCAUACAAAGGAAGAGGAAUGCAAAACUGGUUCACGAUAUGAAAAGUUUUCACUAUGCAGUCUGGGAGGAGAAUGUUAACCACUGGUCCCUAGCAGCAUAUCCUGACUUCUGAUCACUUACAUUAAAGAAAAACAUCCAUUUCAGAGAGAGAGUGCAAGACUGCGUGAAAGUAGAAAAUAUCACACUCCAAUUCAAAAAAGACAAGAAAAAGGCAGGCAAGUUCCAGCCUUUCAAGAAGCUCUUCGGCAGGAGGAAGAAAAGAGAGCCCGCCUCGGAGUGUGAGCAGCCCAAACUGAAGCCCAGCCACUCCUUCGGCAACAUCUGCAACGGGAGCUCCUCGGAUGAGGAGCCCAACAGCGCGCUGAGAUCCUCCUAUUAUUCUAUGGGCAAUCGAGCUUUUUCCCAUGACAGUAUUUUCAUACUUUAUGGGAGAACAGAGAGUGAACAGGCCAUUCAAGCAAUGUCACAGGAGAACGUUUUAGGAAAAGUCAAAAUUCUUCAGCAACAGUUGGCCAAAAAUAUAAAGUUUGGGCAGCCUCCACAAAUGACAGUUUUUGCGAGGACAAUGGGGGAAGCAAACACCAGUUCAGAAGAGGACACGUUGCUCAGCAGCCCCAUGGAGACUGAGACCCAGCAGGACACGGCGAUCCCAGACUGUGGUAAUAAAUCCACUGACACUCCAGAUUUCUUGAGAAAAAUGAAUUUUCUUGGAACAAGACAUGAAAUGGAAGAAAAGGUCACUCCACUUAAAUCAGCUCGGCCAAAAAGACAAUAUUCCUGUUCUGGCACAAUUGAAACAAUCAAUUUGGAUUCAGUUCCCCAGGCUCUUGCUCAUCUAGACAACAGUGCAGCUAAGCACAAACUGUCUGUGAAGCCAAAAAAGCAGAGGAUGUCAAGACAGCACAAGAGAUUGACAAAGGGAUCACAGAGUUUAACAAUAACAGAAUUUGAGCCAGAGGACCUAGAAACUCAGCUGUAUGAGGACAUAUACCCAGGUUAUAAUAGACACUUCACAGCAGACAAGCUAAUCCAGGACAGAGAUGAGCAGAAGCAGCUUCAGCUGGCAGAGGAAAAAAGAAUUGAAGAUCACUGGGGUAUCCUUGAAGCUGAAAGGAUAAGACAGAUUGUAGAAAUGGAAGAACAAAGGGAAAUGGAAGAGAAAAGGUGCCAAGAACUUGAGGAGAUACGGAAAGAACAGGAAAAACGACACUAUGAAGAGGAGAGGAGGCAACAUCUCCUUGAAGGAGAGACAUCUUUGAAAAUAGAAGAGAAAACAUGCCGUAAAGAGGAAAGACUGAUGAAGGCUGAAAAAAGGCAAGAACUGGAGGAGCAGAUGCAGAAGGAGUUGGAGGAGCAGAUCCAGAAGGAGUUGGAGGAACAACAAAGACAAGACCUGGAGGAGAAGAGGCACAGGGAAGUGGAGGAACAGCAGAGACAAGAGUUGGAGGAGCAGAAGCUUAAGGAACAGGAGGAACAACAGAGAAGAGAGUUGGAGGAGAGGAAGCUCAAGGAACAGGAGGAACAACAGAGAAGAGAGUUGGAGAAGAAGCUCAAGGAACAGCAGGAACAGCAGAGACAUGAGCUGGAGGUACAAAAGCUCAAGGAACAGGAGGAACAACAGAGACAGGAGCUGGAGGUACAAAAGCUCAAGGAACAAGAAGAGCAACAGAGACGAGAGGUGGAGGUACAAAAGCUCAAGGAACAAGAAGAGCAACAGAGACGAGAGGUGGAGGUACAAAAGCUCAAGGAACAGGAGGAGCAACAGAGACGAGAACUGAAGGUACAAAAGCUCAAGGAACAGGAGGAGCAACAGAGACAAGAACUGAAGGUACAAAAGCUCAAGGAACAGGAGGAGCAACAGAGACAAGAACUGAAGGUACAAAAGCUCAAGGAACAGGAGGAGCAACAGAGACAGGAGAUGGAUGAGCAGUGGCACCAACAAUGGGAGGAACAGCACAGACUAAAGAAGGAGGAAGAGAAGCAUCAAGAACAGGAAGGGAAACAGAGACAAGAGUUGGAGGAGCAGAAACACCAGGAACAGGAGGAGCACAGAUGUCAGGAACUGGAGGGGAAGGAUCAGGAAAGGGAAGAGCAGAAGCACAAGGGUCUGGAGGAGAAACAGACACAAGAACUGGAGGAGCAGAAGAGGCUAGCACUGGAAGAAUUAAGGCAACACAGGACUGAAAAGGACAGUCAAAAGGAAGAGAAAAGAAACUGGCAAGAGGAACAAAAAGAGCCCAAGAAACAAAAUAAGGAAGAAAUACAGCAACAAGAACUAGAAGAGAAAGAGCUUGAAGCUGAAAUAAAAUUGAAGCAGGAUAAAGAGCCUGAGAGCCUCAAACAAGAGAAGAAACAGGAGGAACAAAGACAGCAUUUGAAGGAGAAAGAAAAGACAGAGAAGGAACAACCCCAGCAAGUGAUGGAUAAGAAAAAAAAAGAAGAGCAGAGGAAACACAAACUCACAAAACAAAUGCACAUGGAAAGUUCAGACUUUGUUCUACAAGAUGAACUGAAGCAGCAAAAGGAACAAAAUGGAUGUGAAUGGAACAAGCUGAAAGAGCAGAAGGUAGACACAGAAGGACAAAAGCUUCAGCCAAAACAGGAAAAAUCCUUGGAACAGCCACAGGAAAACGAUCAAUUGUGUUCUGCUGGAGGGGCUGAUAGGCAUCCAGCAGAGGAGAAGCUCCAAGAGGGAUCAAAUUCCCAAAAAGUCAAACAGCCUGAAAAAGGGACUAAAACAGCAGAAGAAAUGCUGGCCCAGAAAAGGAAGAGAGAAGUUGAGGCUCAGGAGCAAAAACGCAUAGGGGAAGAACUUCGGUGGCAAGAAGUAGAUGAAAGACAAACAGCAUCCAGACCCUUCACAUUUCAAGUGUCUUCUGGAGAUAAACAGAUCAUAUUUCAGAAAGUAAAUCUCAGUCCUGUUAUGCCCAUCAAAGGAGCAGGACUCUCUUCUCCAUCUGUCAAAGACUGCAGGGUGCACACUACCAGUAAGGGCUCUCAUUCCCUCCCAUCAUCUGUGUGUGUACCCCACACAGCUAUUUUGGUUACUGGAGCACAGCUGUGUGGCACAGCAGUGAACUUGAACCAGAUUAAGGACACGGCUUGCAAAUCAUUACUUGGCUUAACAGAAGAGAAAAAAAAUGUGGAUAUUCCCUCUCCAGAGAAGUCCGAGAGGAAAAAACAGGAUCCCAAGCCCAGCAGCAGUAAAAUGAAACAUGCUCAAGAGGCAAUGAACAACCAGGCCGUACUGGCUGAGUGGGCCUCUAUCCGCUCCAGAAUCCUAAAGAAUGCAGAAAACAACAAAUACCAUGAGAGAGACCGAGUCACUGUCUGCAGGCACAGCGAUGACUGGACACCCAGGGGACGCGGUGCUCCUCACGGCAACUUGAGGAAAACCCUCUCUGCAAAUGCAAAGUUCUCGAUAACACCAGCAUGGCAGAAAUUUUCAGACAUUUCAAAAACCAGUUCAGAUGCUGAGAGUGUAAAUGUGGCCAAAGGCAAUGAAACAGUAGCUGUGGGGAGAACCACCGGCUCAUCUGCUGAUUCAAAGGAGGAUGUGGUUUCCACUUCUAAGGAUAACUUAGCUGAGAAGCCUAAGGAGAAAAUGGAAACCCAUAGGGAAGCAACAGACAACACUGAAGGCUGUAAAUUUGCGAAAGAUCUUCCAUCAUUCCUUGUUCCAAGUUCUCCACAUUCUAUGGGGAAGGAAUUACCCCAGCCAGAACUUCCCAAUGCUCUGGAAAAUCAGCAGAAUAGCAGCACCAAAAAAGCAGAUAAACCACCACCAAAUGGAGAAGAAAAUGUUUCUCCUUUUGGGAUAAAGUUACGAAGGACAAACUACUCCUUACGUUUUCAUUACGAUCAACAGGCAGAGCAAAAGAAAAAGAAAAGAUACAGUGCAGGAGACAGUUUUGAUGGUGUGCCUGACCCACUCAGCUCAACAGAAGGUGAGAAAGAAUCCGCUGUUUUCACUCCACAAGAAAGUACCUCUCCUGGCACUGGGAGAGCAAACAUCCCUGGUCGUUUAAAAGACUCUUCAGUUACUGUGGUGGAGUAUUCACCACCCGUGGGCACACCAGUGGUCCCACCAGCCACUGGCCAGAGUGCUCUACCUGCUCAUGAGAAACCAGCAUGCAAGUCACUGGUCCCACAGAAACCUGCUUUAGCUCCAAAGCCCACCAGCCAGACCCCACCAUCAUCUCCUCUCUCUAAAAUGAACAGAUCAAACCUAUCUGAAAUGCUGGGACAAAGGGUGGUUAAAGCUGAAUCAGAUGGUGGCUGGAGAAAAGAAGACAGAGCUAAUGCAGCCCAAUCCAUGCCAUCCAAUGACUACAAAAAUGAAGAGGAAGAAGUCAAAGAAAAGAAGUCAUUUUUCCCAUCUCUAAGUAUUCCAUGGAGAGAAAAAAAUGACAAAAAGCCCGAGCCGUUGAAGGAAGAAAAGUCUGUCCUUCAGAGCAGGCACUCUUUAGAUGGCUCUAAAUUGUUGGAAAAAGUGGAAACUUCACAACCACUUUGGAUUACAUUAGCACUGCAAAAGCAGAAGGGAUUUCGUGAGCAGCAAGCUACGAGGGAAGAGAGAAGACAAGCCAGAGAGGCAAAGCAAGCAGAGAAACUGGCUAAAGAAAAUGCUGCUGUAAGUAAUCAGUCAGAUAAUAAAAGCAGCAGCAGCAAAACAAGCACACUGCAGAAAUCUACAACUCAAGAAGGAGAGAAGAAAACUGAGACUGCUGUGUCAAGGCUAGAAAGAAGGGAGCAUCUAAAGAAGUCGAACACCCUUCCAACUUCUGUGACAGUGGAAAUUUCAGAUUCUGUUCCAUCAACCCCAGUGACAAAGGAGGUGGCCAAGAGAUUCUCUACGCCUGAUGCUAACCCAGUGUCAACAGAACCAGCCUGGCUUGCAUUAGCCAAGAGGAAAGCAAAAGCCUGGAGUGACUGUCCACAGAUCAUAAAGUAAACUGUGAAGUUACAUCUCUGUUGAUAUUAAUUGCUUUCUUUUAUUUAUUCUGCUUUUUACACAUGACAGAACUGAAAAUGCAUGUAUUGGAAGGACUGAAAACUGAUUACCAUUUUGCUCUAGCUCACUGUAAAGUCUACUCAAGUCAUAUUCCAUUGCUUCGACAAAUAGCUCAAGGGGGUCACGGCAAAAAUCUCACAGCCAGACUCUCUCAAAAACUUAAGAGUGCUCAGAUACUGGAUGUAAAUUUUAGCAGGUAUCAUAAUAAGGGCCAGAAAAGAAUAAGGGUUCAGAAGCUGCUUAAAUUCUGUUGGAAUUCAGUUCUGGAAUUUUAGAUCUCUGUGUCUGAGAUCUCAGAUUUUUUUUCAGAACUUUGUUGUUGAAAUUAAGGAAAGAUGCAUGUUUCCUUCUCUUAAGUCAUAAUUUAUUUAAACAUGUUUAACUGUAUGAACUGCCAGUUCUGCCUGCUAUUUGAAAGCUUUUUCCCUGAGGAAGAGCUUCAGGAUACACUGUUCCACAUGCAAAUGAUAAGGUGAUGGUACCAUCCAAAUGCUGAGGUAAUUUCUUUCAUCAUAGGAUUAAUACAACUACAUCUAUAUACCCUGACUUCUAAGAAGAAAACAAUUAAUCCUAUUUAAAAAGCCACAAUUUUUUAAACAAAUAUCAUUAAAUUCUCAGAAAGAAGUCAGGGAUUCACUGUUUCUUCUAGUCAUUUAAGUGCAUCACUGUUUGUGCUUGGCCAUAUUUAUGCUGCAUAGAGACAGUGAUUGUGGAUUACAACUUUAAAUCAAUUGACUGGAAUUAAACUGUUCCUGUGCGAAUGCAAAUUCCUGUAGAAUUUGUCUCAGUAAGUUCCCACAGGAGUAGGACUGGCAGAACUGAAGUCAACUGAGAACUGAAAGCUAAGUCAGUGAGAGCUUUAGGAGUUUUAACUCUGCAUUCUUCCUGACUUUAUUCCACAUGCAACUUCAGGCAGUUCAGGUAACUUCCUGUACUUUGACCAAUAUAGCCAGAACACUUCAAUAAGAAGUUUACUUACCCCAUCUCAGGUAUCUGGUGUGGCAAUUGAACACUUUAUUACUUCACAUAACUAAACCAGAAAUGUCCACCCCCUCCCUCUUACAAAAAAAUUAUAAAGUCCAUAAAUGUAAUAAAAACAUCACUUUCUUCAACAUCUCAUAGAAAUCUCUAGGUCUGCAUUUUAUAAUGUCACCCUAUAAAUAAAUCAGCUGAGUUUGUUUAACAAGGAAGAUCUAAAAGGAAAAUUUGAAAGUCUCCUUCUUACAACCAUAAGGCUCAAAGGAAUCUUUAAGCCUACAACAUCAUAAAGGGAGACAUUUUCAUGAAAAGAAAUUACACUAUUAUAGAAUGAUACAAAAUACGCUUUAUGUGUUUUAGCCAAACUGCUGUAAGCAGCAUGAGAAACGGCAUUUCAAACUGCAAAAGGAAACAGGAGACCUGUUGCACACUCUGUUCCCAGAAUCAAGUUUCAGCAGAAGUCAUUGUUAAUUACAGCCUCUCCCACCAAACAGAAAACAGGGGCACAGUAUCGUGGUUACAGUAGCACAAACACAAUGGAUGUUUUAGACUGAGUGCGGCAGUAAGACGGGCUUUCUUGGGUGUCUUAAGCCAUCAGUUUUGCUCAGUUUCAUAUUUAAAACCAGAAUCUCUAAAGUAACCUUUACCAUGAAUAUAAGUAAUUCAUGUGUUUUAAGCAGAAAUGAGACAAUGCUGCUCUCAAAGGCUUGGGAAAAAAACCCAACUUAACGCUUUCAAUAUAUGAAGAAAGAAUUGGCCCUGUAAUUACUUUUGCUCUGCUAGCACCAGGAAUUAGUGCAUCCUAAAGUUAAAUUUACAUUUUUUCCAAGAUUGUUGGCCUGCAGUAUGGCUAUGUAGUAACUGCCUGAAAUCCAUUUUUACAAUUAUUUCUUGGGAGGGGGAGCCAGAUAGAAAUAUAGAGGUGAAGUAAAUCAGGAUUAAAGAUACAGGUAUUUUGAAAAGCAUAGCAAAAUUAGGUGCUAUUGUGCAUGACAUAAGGAUGCAAUUUCCCAAUACAAUCCAUUUAUAGCACAUAAAAUAAAGCUUUCAUUAAGGAUGGUCCUAAGCUAAAGCUUCAAAGCAGAGGUUUGUUUCCAACUAUAAAGGUAUCUAGUGUAACAAUGGAAACUAUUUUGUACAGUACUUGAUGGAAACAUUUCUAAAGUAUAUAUGUGCAACAGUGACAUGUCAUGUUAAAUUAACAAAGAUUUGCACUAAAUACCAACCAAGUGAAGUGGUGCUUUGCUUUAGCUUUGUUGCAACCAUUUCUGAUAAAGUACUGAAAAUCUGUAAAAAUAAAUCCAAAAGACUACUACCCAGUUUAAAACAGCAAAAAUGUUUUAAGAACCUAAUAAACCACUAUGUAGUAUAUUGUCUCAAUUUUUUGUAACUUAUACAGACACAAAACACAAUUUCUUUUGACAAGGUUAUAUAUGAUUAACCUCUAUGUUCAUAUAGUAAUGUAUAAAAAACUACAAGAUGUAUAAUUGUGGGGUAUUUGUUGUGUACUUUUUUAAUUUUUCAAAUGUUUUAAAGUGCAAUUGUUUAUUAUACUGUCAUUUUAAUUCUUAUUAAACUAUAACCUGGUCAAAAUUAUUUAAUCAUU
Messenger RNA from Prinia subflava (tawny-flanked prinia), 7968 nucleotides. RefSeq names its product capping protein inhibiting regulator of actin dynamics (gene CRACD). The record is from RefSeq and is a predicted model, not a curated record. NCBI's taxonomy places the organism in Eukaryota, Metazoa, Chordata, Aves, Passeriformes, Cisticolidae. The coding region runs from base 753 to 5324 and encodes 1523 amino acids. Gene Ontology annotation, biological process: maintenance of gastrointestinal epithelium; negative regulation of barbed-end actin filament capping. The transcript has 12 exons.